This is a messenger RNA of Musa acuminata AAA Group (dessert banana), 3536 nucleotides long. RefSeq names its product inositol 3-kinase-like. Gene Ontology annotation, molecular function: kinase activity. The record is from RefSeq and is a predicted model, not a curated record. Gene Ontology annotation, biological process: myo-inositol hexakisphosphate biosynthetic process. The transcript is spliced from 2 exons. Bases 155 to 1072 code for a protein of 305 amino acids. NCBI's taxonomy places the organism in Eukaryota, Viridiplantae, Streptophyta, Magnoliopsida, Zingiberales, Musaceae.
GCGCGUGUCGUGAUUCUUCUCCUCUUUAGAGAAACCGACGGCCGACGAUGGUCCCUCGUAAUGGAGGAUCGCCACCUCCUCCAGUCUCGGCACCGCCGCUGCAGACCCCAACGAGACCAGCCCGAGUAGCCGCAGCCGCCAGCUGUGGUCCGCGAUGGUGCGUGAGGAGGGGGCGGACGGGGAGCUGCAUCAGCACAGGUGCCUGGGCGGCCUAGUCGUCGGCAGCUACUGCCACGACGUCCUCUUUCGCGACGGCGUCCCCGUCGGCGAGACCCUCGGCGGCGCCGCCGCCUUUGUCUCCAACGUCCUCGACGGCCUCACCCCAUCCCCUCCUCUCUACGUCGCCAAGGUCGGCGCCGACUUCGCCUACGCCGCCUCCCACUUGCCCCUCCUCGCCGCCCCCUCCGCACCCACCACCCUCUUUCACGCCCACUUUCCACCCGCCUCCGCCGUCGGAAGGUACCACGGAGAUCGUGUUCUUCGGCGUCUCCGAACGUGCGACCCGAUCUACGCCUCCGACCUCCCCGACGACGCCCGGUUCGACUUCGGCCUUGCGGUCGGCGUCGCGGGGGAGAUCCUUCCAGAGACCCUCGCCCGCAUGAUCGACCUCUGCCGUGUCGUCCUCGUCGACGCCCAGGGGAUGAUCCGGUCCUUCGACCCGAUCGAUGGCACCGUCGGGCUCCUGCCGCUCAGGAGCUCCGGAUUCUUCCACCUCCUCCCGCGAAUUGGGUUCCUCAAAGCCUCCGCGGAGGAGGCGCCCUUCGUGGACGUCGAGGAGGCGCGGAAGUGGUGCUGCGUCAUCGUGACCCAUGGGAAGGACGGGUGCCGAGUCUACUGGAAGGACGGGGAGCUUCGCGUAUCCCCGUUCCUAGCAGAGGAGGUCGAUCCCACGGGCGCAGGUGAUGGUUUCUUGGGUGGGUUUGUCGCUGGGUUGAUUUGGGGGCUGGCGGUGUCGGAUGCGGCGCUCCUAGGGAACUUUUUUGGUUCGCUCACUGUUACGCAGAUUGGGGUUCCCAAAUUUGACCAGAGGAUGUUGCAGGUUACUUCUUCCUCUGCAAGCUGCUGGCUUUGAAGUGCUUAUACCGUGUAUCAUUACUUGGUGGAUUCAGAUUGAAAGUCCAGUUUUACUAAUCUUGUCUCAACGUUAAUAAUAUAUGAAGCAGAUGGUGGGUAAUCAGAUAAAUUAGAGACAAUGUAGUGUGUUUCCUUGAAGAACAAGCAUAGAAGGUGCAACGAAGGUCAUAAAUUGCUUUUGAUCAUUUUGGAUUUCAUCUUUCUCUCAGUAUUUAGACUAUAGAUGCUACCCAUCUAUCUUAUUUACGUUUAGGAUAGUUUUUGCAGUUGUUGGUUCUUGGUAGGUCCAUUGGAAUGACUUUGGUACAUAAUAUCAAAAUGGCUACCUUUUAUGGCAAGGUUGAAUCUUGAAAUGACUUUGGUACAUAACUUCUACAUGACUUCAAGAUGGACACUUUUAAAGCAUGUCCUAAUCGUUGUAUGGAGAGUUGAUUUGCACUUUGCUUGGUGAAAACUAAGCAUUCAGAAUGCACCCAAUUCAUCUCUUAAGCUGAAUAACAGAUAUUAAGAUUACUUUGUAAGUUCUGUAUCCAAACCUGUUAAAUGCUUGCAUAACAGAAAUUGAAUAAUCGUGUUUCCUAUCAAAUUUCACAAAGUGCAAGACCGGAAUGAUUUACCUUAAUGUAGAGUCUUAGAUUCUAGAUGUGAAUUUGACAAAUUUAAGGCAUAUUAUGGUGAUCAUAACAAUUUCCAAAUAUAUUAUAUGUUUACAGGAGUUGAGAAUUGCUGGGAAAAUCGGGAUUGUGAAGAUUAUAAAAGGAAUAAGUUAAUAGAUCAACCUACAGGCCACAACCAUCAGGUUGCAAUAAAUCAAUCCAAACAGAGCAACUGUUUGAUCAAUCAGCUUGGUUAUCAUGUUUAAGAUUGUAAUCAUACACUGAUUGGUAAUUCAUCACUUCAUAUGUUAUUAUCAUAUGAUUUUCAUCAUUUCAAGAGCCAUUGGAUUAGUGGUCACUUUUGUUCCCUAAUUUCUUCCAUCCCAUGGCCAUUCUUGCAAAAGAAUUUGCGGUAUUAAUUGGCAUACUUUUGUGAAUGUAGAGUCCUUACAGGUGCUGGUAUCCCUUGACUGUACAUCUUUGGCUCUAUUCAUAAGUCAUCAGUUGUGAGAGCGAUUCUUAAGUUUGAGUGAUUUUUCAUAGCGUUAAGAUCUUUACCCUAGAACAUGCCAAGUUUGCUUUAGAUAUUGUAUGGAAGGUCUAUUCUAUACUGAUGGAGUGCCAGAGGACUAUAGCGGUGUCGAUGUUUAAACUUCAUAGGUUCACCUGUGAAUAAAAUUUGGUUGGGUGGUUUGAUAUCCUUAUGAAGAGGCAUUAAGAAGUCAUGUAGGGCAUGCAUAUCAAAGCACUAUAAACACUAUUGUUUCUUUGGUCUCUCUCUCUCUCUCUCUCUCUCUCUCUCUCUGGUCUAUAAACACUAUUGUUUGAUAUCCUUGACUAUUUUCUCACUUGAAUAUCAAUUUAUGCUUUUAGGUUGGUCUGUUUAUUGUUGCUCCAAUUAUAAAUGUUGUGUGUUGUGAUAUGAAAUUAUCUUGAUCAUUCUUUUUUCUCCUUUAUUUUGUUUACUUGAAUUUGUGCUGCUUAGCUUGUUAAUUUAUGUUGCUAGAGUUGAGUUGUAUGGCUAAACCUGCAUUGUUUUUAUUCAAUCUAAUCCCCUGCUCCCUCUUAGGUUCUUCUAACCUGACCAACUAUAAAAUGUUUGAGGCUGUUGUCUCAUAGUAGAUGUCGUUCUUUUAUAGUUAUCCUCCAUUUUUUUAGGCCUUUGCAUAUUGUAAGCUUUUCUUAUCUCAAAUAUAUUCUAAAUGAUAUUAGUAAAAGAUGUGGGACUUUUGAGAUGUCUUUCAGAAAUUGAGAUUUAUAUGUCACUAAUUUCAUGUUCCAGAAUUUGACAUUUUAUACUCUCUAACUGAAAAAGAAAAUGUUAGUUGGUGUUCUUCGUGAUGAUUGAAGUAAUGAAUGUGUCGUUAUGGGAUAUAUAAAAGAACUAAGGUGUUCUUUUUUCAGUAUUUGUGUUAGUGAAAUGCCAAGCAUUUGUAGAUGCAGACAUUUGUUCAAGCGAUACAACACCUUGACAUAUGCAACUUUGUUUGUGAACUUAGUUAAUUUUGUUAGUCAUUCUUCGAUGAGCAAUGUUGGAUCUAGAUCUACUAGACAGAUAGUCAACAAACUUAUGUGCACCUGUUGCAGAAAAUGUUUGGUUAUAUGACCUGAUUAUGGAGUUGUUUCUUCAGAUAUUAUGGUUCCGUGUAAACCAAUUUUUUUUUACAAUCAUUUGAAGCUUGAUCUAAUAUGCUAAAUGCUCUCUCGAUUUAAAUUUCAGUAUGAAUCAGACAUCUGACUGACUUUUACUAUUUUAAGCAAAGUCAACUAGCGUUUGGUCUUCUUAUCAUUGUCAUCGUCAUUGAUUCAAGAUAAUUAUGUAUUUUUUUAGUUUUUGUUACAAAGCCUUUUUCUCAUUUGUUUUUG